Messenger RNA from Lactuca sativa (garden lettuce), 2872 nucleotides. RefSeq names its product G-type lectin S-receptor-like serine/threonine-protein kinase At4g27290. Lineage: Eukaryota; Viridiplantae; Streptophyta; Magnoliopsida; Asterales; Asteraceae. Gene Ontology annotation, cellular component: plasma membrane. The record is from RefSeq and is a predicted model, not a curated record. Gene Ontology annotation, molecular function: protein serine/threonine kinase activity; ATP binding. Gene Ontology annotation, biological process: protein phosphorylation; recognition of pollen.
CCUUUUAAGUUUGUCUGAUUAUGCUGCUCAUUAUUUCUGGGAAUCAACAUAUGCAGAAGCUAAACAUAAUAAAGCAUGAUUCUAAUAGCUCCUCAUCUCUUUUUCUUUUUCUUUUUCUUUUUGUUAUCCAUUCCUUCUCUCUCAUCUGGAGCUAACACUUUAUCUGUGAAUCAAUCUCUCUCUGGAAACCAGACCCUUAUCUCUCUUGCUGAAACUUUUGAAUUGGGUUUCUUUAAAUCAGGUGAGUCUUCCACCUAUUACAUAGGAAUUUGGUACAAGAAAGUCAAAACAAGAACCAUAGUCUGGGUAGCAAAUAGAGAUACACCCAUCGCCAAUAUAUUCUCUUCUAAAUUACAAAUUCUAAAUGGUAACUUAGUGCUCUUAGACGAGUCAAACACCCAAAUUUGGUCAACAAAUAUAACCCCAACACCUACACCCACAACAUCAGCAGUUCUUCUUGAUGAUGGUAAUUUAGUUUUGAGAUAUGAUUCAAGUUCAAUUUCAAUCACACCAAUUUGGCAAAGUUUCGAUCAUCCAACCAAUACUUUCUUGCCUGGUGGCAAGUUUGGAUACAACAAGCAAAAAAACACAAAGCAGAUUAUCACUUCUUGGAAAAGUACAGAAGAUCCUGCAACGGGUCCCUUUUCUUUAGAGGUUGACCAAGAUGAGAAACAGUAUGUGAUCAAAUGGAAUAGAAGUGUAGAGUAUUGGGCAAGUGGAUCUUGGAAUGGUAGAAUCUUUAGCUCUUUACCCGAAAUGAGAUUGAAUUAUAUCUAUAACUUCAGCUACGUUGACAAUGAAAACGAGAGUUAUUUUACAUAUUCUUUAUAUAAUCCAUCAUAUAUUUCAAGAUUGAUUAUGGAUGUCUCUGGGCAGAUUCAACAGCAGACAUACUUGGAAAGUCUCGACCAAUGGAAUCUGUUUUGGACUCAACCUAGAUCACAGUGUCAGGUGUAUGCUUUUUGUGGACCUUUUGGGACUUGUAGUCAAACCGAAUUACCUUUUUGUAGUUGUUUGACUGCUUUUGUGCCUAAAUCACUGAAUGAUUGGAAUCUGAGUGAUUUCUCUGGUGGGUGUGUGAGAAGAACGGAAUUCGAUUGUGGAAUUAAGGAAGAAAAACCUGGGUUUAUUCAAGGUUAUGUCCCAGUCAAUUAUCUUUCCACAUUUCUUGAAACUGAAACUCCGGAAUCGGAAAUGGGUGAGUCAGCAUGCAGAAGAUCUUGCUUGGAGGACUGCAGUUGUGAUGCGUAUAGUUUUAUCUUGAAAAUAUGUCGACUUUGGAACAGUGAAAAUCUGAAUAAUGUAUCACUUCUAUUUGUUUCUGAUGAUGUUAAUAGUAGGACAUUUCCAGUCAACAUUAAAGUUUCUUCAUCAGAUCUUCCGAACAGUAGUACAAAAAUCAAGACCAAAGUGCUAGUAGUAGGAAUCGUUUCAGGGUUUUGUGGUCUUGUGUUUCUUUGCAGCAUUGGCAUUAUAUUCUACAGAAGAUUGAAAAGAAAAGGAAGCAGAGAUAAUGGGGAAAAUUUUGAACGUGAGUUUCAAGAAAAUGGAAGAAAUGUUAGAUAUUUGGUAGAUCCAGGGAUAUUGAGUGCAGAAGAUAGAAAAGGAAUUGAUGUACCUUUCAUUGAAUUCAAAACCAUUUUAUCUGCCACCGACUAUUUUUCUCUAGCAAAUAAACUUGGACAAGGGGGAUUUGGGCCUGUUUACAAGGGAAUACUUCCUGGAUUAGGUGAAGUAGCAGUGAAAAGGUUGGCGAGCCAAUCUGGACAAGGGCUCAAGGAGUUCAAAAACGAAGUGUUGUUAAUUGGGAAACUUCAACAUCGUAAUCUUGUUAGGCUCUUAGGGUACAGCAUGAAGGAUCAUGAAAUGAUACUACUCUAUGAAUACAUGCAUAAUAAAAGCUUGGACCGUUUCAUCUUUGAUAGGACGCUUUCUGUGUGUCUUGAUUGGGAUUUACGGUUUGAUGUCAUCAUGGGGAUUGCUCGAGGACUUUUGUAUCUUCACCAAGAUUCACGGUUGAGGAUUAUUCAUAGAGAUUUGAAAGCAAGUAAUGUGUUAUUAGAUGAAGAUAUGAAUCCCAAGAUUUCAGACUUUGGCUUGGCAAAGAUAGUUAAAGGCCAAGAAACCGAAGAUAAUACCACUAGAGUUGUUGGAACCUACGGCUAUAUGUCUCCCGAAUACGCGCUAGACGGAUUUUUCUCGGUAAAAUCCGAUGUUUUUAGCUUUGGGGUAGUAAUACUUGAGAUUAUAAGUGGGAAAAGAAACACGGGUUAUUAUCACAAUCAAGAAGCCUUUAGCCUUAUAUCCUAUGCAUGGGGUUUGUGGAAAUCGAAAAGGCCAUUGGAAUUAGUGGAUCUGGCAUUAGUGGAAACAUGCAAUUCCAUUGAAGUGUUGAGAUGUAUGAUUGUCGGACUUUUGUGCAUACAAGAAGACCCUAGAGAUCGACCAACAAUGGUAAAUGUGGUUUUAAUGUUGGGGAUGGAUAUUGAGAGCCUCCCAGACCCAAAAGAACCAGCUUUUGUGUCAAAAAGAAGUAUCGAUCGGUUGCCAUCGACUUCGAGUAAAUCAGAGAUUAAUCAAUUGACCGUUACUCAAGAAGAAGGCCGAUAGAAAAAGUGGAAUCUUUUUCAAUUUUUGUUUUAUAUAAUAAAAAACAUAUUCAAAUUCAAACUAAAAAAAAAAUUAAUGUAAAUAAGAGUUGGAUUUAAUUAUAUAUAAUAGCACCCUCAAAGUUUACCAUAGAAAAAACAAUUUCAAGACGAAAGGAGCAUCAAAAUAGAUUAAAUGGCUUCAUGACCUACAAAGAACAUCUUUAAGCUUUAUACAAUUCACCCUGUUUACAUUAACAAUGCUCGUCUCCAACUACAUGUAU